AUGCGUUUCCUGUGCCUCGCGCUGGCGGCGGUAAUCCCAGUCGUCAACGCCAGUCUGCAAGUGGUUCCUGGGGGCACUUGGACAACGUCCAACAAUGAGCACCUCCAAGCCCACGGAGGCGGUAUCAUCAAGGUCAAUUCGACAUAUUACCUCGUCGGCGAGGACAAGACCGGAGGCUCGGCAUUCCAAAAUGUAAACUGUUACUCGUCUACGGACCUGGUGCAGUGGACAUAUGUAGGCGCGCUGCUUAGCCAGGGUAGCUCUGGGGACCUAGGGCCGAAUCGGGUUGUUGAGAGGCCGAAGGUGCUGUUUAAUGAUAAGACAGGGAAGUAUGUGAUGUGGAUGCACAUUGAUAGCAGCAACUACGGGGAUGCUAAGACUGGGGUUGCUGUGGGCGAUACGGUGUGUGGCAAGUAUCAAUACAGGACCAGCUUCCAACCGCUCGGGAAACAGAGUCGUGAUAUGGGCUUAUUCAAAGAUGACGAUGGGAAGGGGUAUUUGCUAACCGAAGAUCGCCAAAACGGCCUCCGCAUCGUCGGCCUCUCCGACGACUACUUAACCGUAACCUCCAACAUCUACCUCUGGCCCGACCACAUCGAAGCCCCCGCCCUGAUAAAACUCAACGGGCGCUACUAUAUGUUUGGUAGCAAACUCACCGGCUGGGACCCCAACGACAACGUCGUCAGCUCCUCAACCUACCUCUCGUCUGGCUGGUCAUCGUGGGCUACUUUCGCGGACAAGGGAAGCAAUACGUAUACUUCACAAACCAACUACGUGCUCAAGACGAGCGACACUUCAGCUAUCUACCUGGGAGACCGUUGGGUUAGCAGUAAUCUCAUGGCGAGUACUUACGUCUGGCUGCCGCUGACCUUCACCGGGACGGGCGGUGUCAGUAUGAAGAACUUCGUCUCCUGGGUCCCCAACAUACUCAACGGGGCCCCAGCUUCAUCGGGCUGGGCCUCACCGCCCGCGGAGACGAGCUACGAGGGCGAGACGGCGACGUAUGGGGGCAAGGCGCGGAAUGUCGAUUGUGGCGGGUGCUCCAAUAAGCUGGCGGCGGGGUAUAUAGGCGGGCUGGAUAGGGGGACUGUGAGUUUCUCCGGGGUGAGGAGCGAUGUCGAUGCGGUUACCACGGUCAGGAUUAAGUAUAUGAAUGGGGAUAAUAAGACGAGGUAUGCGAAUGUAAGGGUUAAUGGGGAUACAGGGAGGAAGGUGGCGUUCUUGCCGAAUGGAGCGGAUCCGAGUUCUAGUACAUUGCAUGUGCCGCUAAAGAGCGGGAGUGGGAAUACAGUGGUCAUUGAGGGGGUCGGAGACGGCUGGGGGCCUGAUGUAGAUCGGUUGAUGGUUCCUGUGCAGUAGAGGGUGUCGAAGCUGUAGUCGAAGGUGGAUCUGAGGCUCCUUCAAUGCCUACAUCAAUCCAAAAGGAUUGAUUGCAUGAGCGUGAAAUACAGCGAGACUCGGCAGUUGGCUAACUUUGCUGCCUAGUGGAUGGGUGUACAAUUAUCGGCCGAUCUAUCUUCAAGAAAUUAUUUAUUUGUACUCUAUAGAUCAGAUGGUUUACGGUUGGGCGAUCGUGUAGUAUUUACCGACAUAUAUACCAAGCCAAACUCAAGUUCAGUGGCAUCCUCGUAGGCUAUGGGCGUUUGCAC
Molecule: messenger RNA, 1649 nt
Organism: Pseudomassariella vexata
Lineage: Eukaryota; Fungi; Ascomycota; Sordariomycetes; Amphisphaeriales; Pseudomassariaceae
Product: glycoside hydrolase family 43 protein
Exons: 4
Coding region: 1-1359 (452 amino acids)
Biological process (GO): carbohydrate metabolic process
Molecular function (GO): hydrolase activity, hydrolyzing O-glycosyl compounds
Source: RefSeq, a predicted model, not a curated record